This is a messenger RNA of Condylostylus longicornis, 2195 nucleotides long. It is a transcript of the gene Etf-QO, whose product is annotated as electron transfer flavoprotein-ubiquinone oxidoreductase, mitochondrial. The record is from RefSeq and is a predicted model, not a curated record. The transcript has 6 exons. Gene Ontology annotation, biological process: electron transport chain. Bases 266 to 2071 code for a protein of 601 amino acids. Gene Ontology annotation, molecular function: iron-sulfur cluster binding; electron-transferring-flavoprotein dehydrogenase activity. NCBI's taxonomy places the organism in Eukaryota, Metazoa, Arthropoda, Insecta, Diptera, Dolichopodidae. Gene Ontology annotation, cellular component: mitochondrial inner membrane.
AUAUUUAUUUUAUGCAUCAAACAUAUAUUAUUUUUUAAUAUUGCAUACAAAUUAUACAUAUAGAUCCUUUAACAGUAAAUCCUAAAGAAUUAAAAUACGUGGAUGCUGACGUAAAUAUGUAUUAAAAUUUUGUAGAAAAUGCAAACAUUAUAAUAAAAAUAAAGUCCAAAGUUCAAUAAAUUUUGAGAAUUAGAUUUAUGAAAAAAACUAUACCUACCUCUUUUGCUACUAUUUGGUAAAGAUUUAGAUAGGAAGAAUUACAGUGAUGCUUUCUAAAUCAACUUUAACUAGAGCUUGGCGGUUAUGGAGCUGUGCGGCAAAAAGAAAUUAUGCGAACCAUCCAAAAAUUACUACUCAUUAUACAAUUUUUCCUAGAGACAAGGAUGAAAGAUGGAAAGACAUUGACAUGGAACGAUAUGCAGAUGAAGUUGAUAUAGUUAUUGUCGGAGGUGGCCCUGCUGGAUUAUCUGCUGCCAUUAGAGCAAAACAAAUUGCUUCCGAAAAGGGAAAAGAAAUUCGAGUAUGCGUGAUUGAAAAAGCUUCUGAAGUUGGGGGUCACAUAUUAUCCGGUGCAGUUAUUGAUCCUCGUUCUAUUAACGAGUUAAUACCGGACUGGAAAGAAAAAGGUGCUCCUAUUAACACCCCCGUUAAAAAAGAUCAAUUUCAAUUUCUAACUACCAACAGCGCGAUAUCAUUACCAAUUUUCAAAGGAUGGCCUAUGGAUAAUCACGGAAAUUAUAUAGUUCGUCUUGGUCAUUUAGUAAAAUGGCUGGGAGAACAAGCUGAAGAAUUAGGCGUUGAGUUGUAUCCAGGAACAGCCGCUUCAGAAAUAAUAUUUCAUGAGGACGGAAGUGUUAAAGGCAUUGCAACAGCGGAUGUGGGAAUUGGGAAAGAUGGUUCUCCAAAAGACACUUUUGCACGAGGAAUGGAAUUCCAUGCAAAAAACACAAUAUUUGCUGAAGGUUGUCGAGGACAUUUAACAAAACAAAUUAUGUCAAAAUUUGGUUUACAUAAGAGUUCUGAACCCCAAACUUAUGGAAUUGGAUUAAAGGAACUUUGGGAAAUUAAUCCAGAGAAGCAUGUACCUGGAUUAGUAAAACAUACUAUUGGAUGGCCUUUGGAUAAAUUUACGUAUGGAGGCUCAUUUUUGUACCAUUUAAACGAACCUACACCAUUAGUAGCUGUAGGUUUUGUAGUUGGACUUGACUAUUCAAAUCCUUGGAUUAGUCCUUAUAGGGAAUUUCAGAAAUAUAAAACACAUCCGAAAAUUAAAGAGAUUUUCGAAGGUGGCACUAGAAUAGCAUAUGGAGCGAGAGCAAUCAAUGAGGGUGGUUUCCAAUGCAUACCCAAAUUGACGUUCCCAGGAGGGUGUCUUGUAGGUUGCAGCGCAGGUUUUCUUAAUGUUCCAAAAAUUAAAGGGUCUCAUUAUGCUAUGAAAAGCGGAAUGUUGGCUGCGGAAAGUAUUUUAGAGAGCAUAUGGAAUGAAAGAACGCAAGAAAAAGCUGGAAUUGAACCAAAAUCCUAUCCUGAUAAAGUAAAGGAAUCUUUCAUUUGGAAAGAUUUACAUAAAAUACGCAAUGUUCGCCCGGCAUUCCAUAAUCCUUUUGGUUUAUAUGGGGGUUUGAUGCUAAGUGGGAUAUCAAUGUUUCUUGGAGGCCGCGAACCCUGGACUUAUUCUCAUGGAAAACCAGACAAUGAGCGUCUUAAACCCGCUAGUGAAUUCAAAAAAAUCGAAUAUCCAAAACCAGAUGGGAAACUUACGUUUGAUUUAUUAACUUCAGUUUCGUUAACGGGUACUAAUCAUGAAGCUGAUCAGCCUGCUCAUUUAACGUUAAAAGAUGACAGCGUCCCCGUCGAUCUAAAUUACUCAAUAUAUGAGGGACCAGAAUCUAGAUAUUGUCCAGCCGGAGUAUAUGAAUUUGUUCCAAAUGAGGAUGGCAAUGGUGUUAAAUUAAAUAUAAAUGCCCAAAAUUGUAUUCAUUGCAAAACUUGCGAUAUAAAGGAUCCAUCGCAAAAUAUUAAUUGGGUUGUUCCUGAGAGCGGCGGAGGUCCUGCAUACAAUGGAAUGUAGGAUCUAAUAACUAUAAAUAGGCCAAGUUUUAUUGAUUUGUUCUUGCAUUUUUUGUAUUUUUUACUCAAAAAAUAUUUUAUACCUACGUAAUGUUGAAAAAAUAGUAUGGUAUUUUUGUAUGUUU